Molecule: messenger RNA, 2595 nt
Organism: Sabethes cyaneus
Lineage: Eukaryota; Metazoa; Arthropoda; Insecta; Diptera; Culicidae
Gene: Klp54D
Product: kinesin-like protein KIF12
Exons: 11
Coding region: 1-2595 (864 amino acids)
Biological process (GO): microtubule-based movement
Molecular function (GO): microtubule binding; microtubule motor activity; ATP binding
Source: RefSeq, a predicted model, not a curated record
AUGGUUUACAAACCACCGGGCACCUCCCCGUCAAUGACGAGGGCGAGAACGGGUGGGAAAAGCCCAUCGCCUUCCUCCCAUGGUCAAUCGCCAGCGUCCCGCGGGGGUUCGUUUCGUGGCGGCGGCAUCUAUAACUCUAAAUCUGUGUCUAGCCUCAACAAUCAAAGAGAUACUACGGGUGGAACAACACGUGGCCGAAAUGGCGAAAAAUUCACAAUUGGUAAAAAAGUGAACAAUAAUUUAAAAACGGCUGACAGCAGUAGUAGUGGUGGUGGUGGAAUGAAACGAUCGAGUAGUUUAAAUAAUAAAAACAACAGGUCGAAUAGUGUCGAAAGGAUGAAUAACGGGAAAGUUUACCGGGGUCCUAGCCCGAUGCGGAAUUCUCUGUCGAACCUCCAGCAGCACCAGCCGGCUAAGAAUCAGCCCUUUCUCGUCCGUUCUAGAGGAAAUGAACGUGGCAGCAUUGAUAACCUGGACAAUAUCACGCAGUCUUCAAACGGGAGUGGAAGCUCACUUCCGGGAACCCCGGAAGAUAACAUCAAUGUCGUCGUACGAGUGCGCCCACUUAAUGUUCGAGAGACACGAAACGGCGAUGAUAUGGUUGCUCAGUUUCCCGGAAAUGGACAAAUCUUGUGCGACGGCAUUCCGGCAACUCUAGGAAACGGUGGUCAGAAACCCAAACUUUUCUCCUACAACGUAGUCUUCGAACCGGGUGCAACCCAGGAUGAUGUGCUGCAGUUUUCCGGCAUCAAACGGUUGAUCGAAAUGGCAAUCGAAGGAUUCAGUUGUACGGCGUUUUGCUAUGGCCAGACCGGCUCAGGAAAAACACAUACUCUCACUGGACCGCCUGAGUUGUUCUACGGCAAACCGGAUCCCAAACACGAAAGCCAUGGGUUGGUAUUUAGAUCGUUUUUGUACCUGUUCAAGCUGUUGAAGGAACGAAAAGAUACCAAUUUCGUGCUGAAAGCAUCCUUUCUGGAAAUCUACAACGAAAAGGUAAUUGAUCUUCUCAAUCCCGGAACGGCACGAAAGCCGCUGGCUGUUCGAUGGUCGAAAAAAUCACGAGGUUUUUUCGUGGAAAACCUCUUCACUGUGGAUUGCGAAGAACUGGAUGAUCUACUGGCAGUCCUGGAGGAAGGCAUGCGGAAUCGUUCCGUCGGGUGUCACUCGAUGAACGACUACUCGUCCCGCAGUCACACAAUCUUGACCGUCCACAUUACCUCCGAGCAACAGGCUGAGGGCGGCGUGUUUAUAUCAAAGCAAGGAAAAAUAAACUUUGUCGAUCUGGCGGGCAGUGAAAUGACGAAAAAGACUCACAGUGAGGGAAAAACGCUGGAGGAAGCGAAUAACAUCAACAAAAGUUUAAUGGUGUUGGGUUACUGUAUAGCAUCAUUGAGUGAUUCGAAGAAGCGCAGUGGUCACAUCCCCUAUCGAGACAGUAAACUCACGAAACUUCUGGCAGAUAGUUUGGCCGGAAAUGGCGUCACUCUGAUGAUUGCUUGCAUUUCACCCGCUCGGUCGAACAUAACCGAAACGUUGAACACGCUUCGCUAUGCAGCACGUGCAAAGAAAAUCCGCACGAAGCCGAUAAUAGUGAUGGAUCCUCGGGAAGCGUUAAUACUUAGUCUGAAACGGGAAAUCGGAGCUCUGCAGGUAGAAAAUGAACACCUUCGAACAACUCUCAAUCUACAAUCGGAGUCCGCCGAAAUUGGCAGUCAUUUGGAUUUCUUCGAAAGAAGACCAAUUCCAAGAACACCACCCAAGCUGGACCUCGAGAAGCUCACCGAUAUGGAGGGUAAUGAGCUCAAAGAUCUUGUCAAAGUGUACAUGCUGGAAAAUCAAGCACUCAGGCAGGAAAAUUCGGAGUUAUAUUCAACCCGAGAAAUGAUAAUGCGUGAUCAAGAGGUGGUUUGCCGUGAAAACGAAAGACUGCUGAAAAAGCUAGAGGAUGUAAACUCAGUUUGCUGUCGAUCUCCUAUCAUCCCGGCGAGACCAACCUUUUCGGCGGAAAUGCUGAACCUCUCCGCCAGUGGUGAAGAUAUUUCCAAUGUUUGGCAGAAUGCUCUCAGUAUCAGCAGUGAUAGCGCGGGCAGUGUGUCUAAACUCAAGACUGAAUCGCUGGACGGGAGAGUAUCGGCUAAUGAGAAUAAAAUUCCCGAGCUACUGCAAAAGGAGCUGGACAAGCGAAGAAUUGGGGAUAGUAUUACAACAAUUGCAAAUAACCUCAAAAGACACAACUCUUGGGAAAAUAAUCGUUCUCAGAACGUCAAGCUCUCCUCAAGGAAAGGAUCUGCCGAUAGUAGACAUUCGGAUCAUUCACAGAGAAGAACUUCUCAGACACGAAUAAUAGACCUUAAAUCUUAUCCAUACAUGUCUGAUAGAGUCGGUUCCUCCUGGUCGCUGACCACUAGAAGACCGGGCAGUAAUACAAGUAUCAGUACAGUUAGGCACUCGCCUGGUCUGCCGCAGCGGAAACAGAAUAUUUUCAUUACCAAGAGCCAAUCCACCGAUGGAGGCUUACUGCCGAUGAAGCGAAACAUCUUCGGUAGUCUUGUAUCGCUCAAUGGAAUCGAUAAUGGCCUUUCGCUAAAUUAA